CUCUUUUCAGCUGGCCACGCGUGAACCCAUCAAGCUACUCUCCUCGAUCCCCCUGAGCGUGAAAUAUUGUGCAUCGUGUUGAAUCCAAGAGAAAGGCCAAGCAAAAUGUCCUCAUCCUCCUACCACAACGUCCUCUUCACGUGGGCCGAGAGCAUCGACGCCAAAGCAUGGUCGCAACUGCAGGACCUAUUUGCGCCGACCAUCUCAAUCGACUAUGGCGCGGUUGGAGGACCCAAGGCUUCAGAGGCACCCUCUGCAACGUUUGUGGAUUGGGUUUCUGAUCCCACACGGCUAGGCAACCCAGAGAUCAUCACGCAGCACUUGCUGGGCGCCUGUCAUUGGACCGAACCAUUUGAAGAUACAGCCGGCAGGAUGAGAGUCACGGUCAAGUUUCAGAUUCGCGCUGCCCACUGGAAAAGGACGUCAUCGACGUCCACCAGCAGUGCGACUGGCCACGGAACCAAUCUGAUGGAACUCGUAAUGGAUCAGCAGGGGCAGUGGAAGAUUGUUGCGGUCACGGUGGGCAUGAAGUGGUUGGAAGGAGAUCUCCAAGCGGUUUUUAGCCAGUAAAUUUGAUCUCCUACUCUCUGCAUGAUGUACACAGAUCCACUGGCAAUUUUCAGAAGGACGGGGGAGACAGAGAAAUAAAGUAACAGUUGGUGUCGCGAGCUUCCCCCUCCCCUUUCCCCCCCACUUCUAGUACAUGACACCCCGGAAGCACAGAAACAAGCAAUCUUACACUUUUGCAAGGCCUGCAAGAGUG
Aspergillus saccharolyticus JOP 1030-1 is the source of this 763-nucleotide messenger RNA. It is a transcript of the gene arp1, whose product is annotated as scytalone dehydratase arp1. Gene Ontology annotation, biological process: melanin metabolic process. NCBI's taxonomy places the organism in Eukaryota, Fungi, Ascomycota, Eurotiomycetes, Eurotiales, Aspergillaceae. The record is from RefSeq and is a predicted model, not a curated record. The transcript has a single exon. Bases 106 to 570 code for a protein of 154 amino acids. Gene Ontology annotation, molecular function: scytalone dehydratase activity.